Molecule: messenger RNA, 1539 nt
Organism: Olea europaea var. sylvestris
Lineage: Eukaryota; Viridiplantae; Streptophyta; Magnoliopsida; Lamiales; Oleaceae
Exons: 2
Coding region: 542-877 (111 amino acids)
Source: RefSeq, a predicted model, not a curated record
AUGGGGGCUGACAUUGAAGUCAUGCCGGAUAACUUUUAUACUUCAAAAAAAAAAAAUUAAAAAUUAAAAAAUCACCAAGUAUUGAUACUCAAAUAGUUAGGAUGAGAUUCUGGUAUACGGUGUACCUCUGUUGAUAGACUUUCUUUGGCUUUCGUGGCAGGAUUUACAAGGAAAUAUUGGCUCUAAAGAAUUCAUGUGGCAGAUUCUCAUGGUAACUUUGAAGGUCUAAGCGAAAGAUUAAGCUUUAACAAUGGUUUCUUUGUACAAAUUUCCAGAGUCAAUGUGAUUGGUAAAAGCUGUAGAGAAAUAGCAUUGUGGUCACCGGCGUAUGGUCUCUCUGAGGACCUGAUUGAAUACAAGGAAUUGGGGAUGGGAGUUUUGAAGGUUUAGAGGGGAAACUGAGUUUAAUUUAUUGGCCUGUUGGUGAGCAAACUGUUACAAAGGCAUGGACUUUAGCCAGUUCUAAGAAAUCUUUGAGGAUAGGGGUUCCGGCAAUAAGGUGUUUGAUCAAGACAGAAAUGAAACUUCUUUCAGUGGAUUGAUGUAUUUGAGGUUGCAGUUGAAGCAACUGGCUUCUAAUAUGUGCACGUUCCCUAGUCCCUACUAUGGUUCAUAUGAUGAAAUGGUGGCAGUAGUUCACAAUAUGAAGAAACGAUUGGAAGCAAUCUAUCUCGACUUGUGCUCAUAUCUUGGUUAUGUGUAUACACCUGUAGCAGCAUAUUUUACUGCUAUCUCGAGUUUGAUGCUUGCAUUCCCGAAGUUCCAUCCAUCUGUUCUAGAUGUCGAAUAUCUUCUUAGGAUGAAUGCUCCAGUCAGAUCCAAUGGGAAUUCCUUCAUUGUUCGAUACAUGAUUAAUGUUUUACAUUUGAAACUGUAGAAUAUUGAUAGGCCUCCUAUUAGAUAUACUUAUUCUAGAAGGAUCAAGAAAACUGCGGAGAGCUAAUUGGCAGGAAGCAGCAAGUGGCAGCAACCAAUUCUGAUUCUGGUAGAUGAACAAAACUCUUAUAACAGAAUUAGUUGCGAGAGGAUUAUAAAAAGGGAAUAGGAGGAACCUGUGAAGGAGGAGAGUUUGAGUAGUAAAGAGUGUGGAGAGACUAGCCUUCUCGAAUGGUUAUGUGUUUUCUUUGCAUCACUGUCAUUUCCUUUUAUCAAUAAAGAGUAUUCCAUUUUCCUUAUUAUUUCAGCUAACAUUCAGUGGUUUAUUUACAGCACCUGAAGAUCAUCAUCGACUUUAGGAAAAUUCUAGAUUUGUGUGGGUUAUUCAUCUCAUUUCUUGGACCUUUUUCUUUAAGGAAACUAAAGAAUAAUCUAGAAGAAAAAUCAGGAAUUGAAGACCACCGCCAUUCUAGAUAAAUCCUUUACCGCAAUAUUGGAAGAAGCUAGAAGGAAGCCACUGACUUUUGUGUAGAAAAAGAAGCCGAUGACCUUGCAAGUAUGUGUGUGUGUGUGUUGAGUAUAUGCAUGUAUGAUGAGAGUGAAGUAAGAAGUGUGUCAAAUUAGAGUGAGAAUUUAGUAGGAAGAGAGAGGCAGCAUAUUGAG